CCGUGGAACAGAGUCGAGGAUGUUGGAAAGAGGAAAAAAGGGAAGUGGCGGCGCCCUGGUGGAAACGUUAUAGUAGUAUUUCGGAUAAUUAUCUUCUGCUAAUGAAUAAUGAACUGUUUCUCUCUUCUUGGAGAACAGUGAUACGAUGGCCUCGCAGGAGGCGGAGGAGCCACCUCCAUCCAGCAGGCAAGGAGAUAGUCGUUUGAAGAGCAAGAAACCAUCCAGCUUGGUAAUAGCCAUCCCUCCACCUGAAGCCCAGCAAGAGAUGAUGGCUCGUGACCCAGCAAAGCAGCCCUUACGCCCAUUUCUGAAGAAAGCUACGAGCAUUCAGGCAGCCAGUCCAGCUUCAGAAAGCAUGACUGGGGCUGGAGAUUCAACUGAUACCAGUGGCAGAAGGUCAAAAUUAGGAAGACAAACAUCUCUCUCACAAAGCAUUCGCAGGAAUACAGCCCAAUGGUUUGGUGUGGGGGAUGAUUCUGAGACCAAACAACAGGUGUGGCACAGAAAGAGCCUGCGCCACUGCAGCCAGCGCUAUGGCAAACUGAAACCCCAAUACAGAGAGCCGGAGUCAGCCACCAGUAUUGACCAGAGCCUGGACUCGCCAGGCACACAGAGGAUGCCCAAGAUUGUGGAUCCCCUGGCACGUGGACGACCAUUUCGGUAUCCAGAAGAAGGAUCCCCCAGGACUCCUCUUACCACCCAUGGGGUUCCCAUUACACCAGGGGUCACCUCACUUUCCUCCUUCACCAGCCAGCGCUCUUGUUACAGCCGCUACCCCAGACGCAAGAGGGAGUCUGUCGCCCGCAUGAGCAUCCGAGCUGCUUCCAACUUGCUAAGGGGUCGUAGUGGACUAGCAGGCUCCCAGACAGGCCGUAGUUUCCAUAAGAAGAGCUUUAUCAGGCCCAGCUGGAUGGACGAGGACACUGUGGAUUCUGCAGACACAUCUGAAUCAGUUUUCUUCAGCAAGGUCGAUGCCCAUGAUGAAUUAUACUCCAUGGCUGAUGAUGUCUUUGAAUCCCCUCCAUUAUCAGCUGCUUUCGUUCCCGGAGGAUUGCCUGACCAGAAGAUCUCCAGUCUAAAGGAUGUAUCUCGAAUGCCGAGGACUCCAACGGUUGUGCCUGAAACAGCUCAUCCUCGCCGCGGUCGUCGCAUUGCCUCCCAAGUUAAGCAAUUUGCAUUUGGCAAACAAAAGCGCCAGUAUGGUAUGGGCGUCGUGGGCAAGUGGCUGAACAGACACUAUCGCCGCAGUCUCAACAGCAACAUCCAGAAACAAUUGGAUGACUUCCACAGCCACAGGCCCUACUUUACCUACUGGAUCACCUUUGUCCAUAUAGUAAUCACUUUGCUGGCAUGUUGUACAUAUGGCUUUGCCCGUGUGGGGUUUGCACAACAUUCAACAACUGAACUGGUCCUGAAGAACAAAGGCAUUUAUGAGAGUGUAAAAUAUGUUCAACAAGAGAACUUCUGGAUUGGCCCAAGUUCUGAGGACUUGAUCCACCUGGGAGCAAAGUUUGCACCAUGCAUCCGCCAGGACAAGCAAAUAGUUAGUCUGAUCCAGAAAGCCAAGGGUCUAGAGAAAGAGUCUGGCUGUUGUGUUCAGAAUGACAACUCUGGAUGUGUGCAGACCCAAAGCUCCGGCUGCUCUGAGACACUGGCCACCUUUGUGAAGUGGAAGGAUGAACCUGUGAACAUCAGCAGGUCUUCUGGCUCUGUCUGUCACCAGGAUCCCAGAGUGUGUGAGGAACCUGCCUCUGCAGGGGCGCACAUAUGGCCAGAUGACAUCACCCAGUGGCCGAUGUGUACGUGGCCCAAGAAGUGGAACCACACAGGAUACAGUCACAUGGACUGCAACAUCAAGGGACGGCCCUGCUGCAUCGGAACCAAGGGCAGAUGUGAGAUUGCGACCAGGGAGUAUUGCAGUUUCAUGCAUGGUUACUUCCAUGAGGAUGCCACACUCUGCUCACAGGUCCACUGUCUGGAUGAUGUGUGCGGCUUGCUGCCUUUUCUCAACCCUGACGUUCCUGAUCAGGUCUACCGUCUCUGGCUUUCUCUCUUCCUCCAUGCUGGGCUGCUGCACUGCCUGGUGUCUGUGGUCUUCCAGAUGACCAUACUCAGAGACUUGGAGAAAUUAGCAGGUUGGCUCCGCAUCUCCAUCAUUUACAUCUUGAGUGGUAUUACUGGAAACCUGGCUUCUGCACUGUUCCUGCCCUACAGAGCUGAGGUGGGUCCAGCAGGCUCUCAGUUUGGUCUCCUUGCUUGCCUGUUUGUUGAGCUGUUCCAAGGUUGGCAGAUGCUGGAGAAACCAUGGAAGGCCUUUCUCAAACUCCUGUGUAUUGUGUUGUUCCUCUUUAUGUGCGGCUUGCUGCCAUGGAUCGACAACAUCGCCCACAUAUUUGGUUUUCUCAGUGGGUUGCUGCUGUCCUUUAGCUUCUUGCCUUAUGUCACGUUUGGGACUUUUGACACUUACCGGAAACGCAUACUCAUCGUCAUCUCGUUGUUGGCUUACAUUGGGCUGUUCGCUUCCCUCAUUGUUUGGUUUUACAUUCAUCCAAUUAACUGGCACUGGCUCGAGCACCUGACCUGCCUUCCCUUCACGAGCAAGUUCUGUGAAAAGUACGAUAUCGACCAUGACAUUGGCCACGUGGUGAACUAGUCACGAAGCGAGUGACGCGCCUCAGAUGACCCCAUCUUGCCUACUACUGAUCCACUGUCUUAGAGAAUGACUGCAGUGAUUAUUAUGGGGCUCUUUCAGCGGCCUUUAAAAAUCACAUUGAGUUAUUAAUUCUUGAGGGGACACGAGUCUAAGUGAAUGGAAAUAGUUCUGUCUCCUCUCAGCCUGCUGAAUCUCUAACUUCUGUAGAACUACACUUAAACAUUGAUACUCUAGGGUACGUAUGCAAGACAGCAAGGUAAUGUACUGAUGGGUGUACCAGUCCUCUGGAUCACAGGAUGAGAGCCUGGAUGGACAGAUGUGAAAACAUCUGCAGGGUGAGGAGACUGCUGCUUCCGGCAGUCAUAAUGUGGGUAAAAGACGCCAAAUACAACAAAGUUCCAGACAUGAAUGAGUCUCCUGCAGUUGUCUGUUUAAUUUUGCAUCCGCCUCAAAGCAGUGUUGAAAAGUGCUGAUUGAUUCCACACUGUCAACCUGGGAAUUGCCAUCAUAUUUUCUACUUCUUUUGAGUAACGUAGGCUUAACACUACUGAAUCUGCUGUUUUCCGGUGUUUAGCCACAACAAAAUGCAUUGAGCUGGUUUUAUGUGCACUGUUUUUUUUUUGUUUUUUUUUAGUGAACAUACUUGGCAAGUUAAUGUUGUAAAGUUCUGUGUAUAAACUAAUCAGAUUGGAGUAACAGUCAGUUGUCUGUCUACCUGCAUUUGGAAGUGUGAUAACAUUAAGGCAAAUAUUUUAUGUACAAACCACUAGUUGCCUUAAACACACUACGCCGUUUUACAUUUUGAAAAUAACCAGUCUUUUCACAAGCUGCUUAUAUGCAUGUUGGCAUUCAGAGUAAAUUAAAUGUCUAGUGUCUGCCACAAACACAGUUUCUCAGUCAAUAUUCAUAUGUCUAAUAUUUUUCAAUGAACAGUGGUGCCUAAAUAAUUUUGUCCUGUGCAGAGUUACUGUACUGUGGAAAAAUCUUAGGCAGCCCACGUAUUUCUGCAUAAAUGUAUAAAUGUGAGUUUUAAGCAUUCCGAGACCCCCACCCCGCUGUAUGAAUAUGCUGUGAAAUGACAAAUUUUACAUUUCCAAAUGCUAAUUACAUUGUAGGCCUAAGACGGGGGGUGAAAAUUUGAACCAGCUUUAAAAAUUGCUUUAAGUUGUUGCACCUAUAUUUAUACAUUUUUUCUCAGAGUAUAUUGAUAAGAUGUUGAAACCUUAAAUUUAGGUGUAUUAAAUUAGAGUAAUUUGAUAAAAUUGGUCAAGAUUAACUUUUCACUGAAUGCAUAAAUGGUGAUCAAUAAGUCAACAGUUGGACAAUUCACCCAAAUGAAUUUAGAUUUGUAAGUAAUGUCGUCAUGAUGUGAUAUUUUUUAGUACUCUUUAAUACUUAGCACUGUAACAAAAUGAUUUAAUAUUUGGAGCCUUUUUGUUGUUUCUGCAGCAUAUUUGCUCUUUGGGUGAAUUUUUAAAUUCAUUUUCAGUCAUGCCUAAGAUUUUUUUUUUUUCCCCCAGUAUUUUUGUUAUGAAUGUCUUGUUUGUAUUUUUAAGAUCAAUGCAAGUGUGAGGUUUCUUUUUUAUUUUGCUGCACUUUUAUGAAAGUGGCACCUGAGACUUCCCAUGUGUGUAAAAUGCUGCACAGGGCUGUUUUACUGUCUGCUUUGGCCAAAAUCAAUCAAGAGUUUGAUGUUUUACUCUUGCUGUUUUUUUGUUUUGUUUUUUUUCUUCAAACUCUGCCUCAUAUUUAGUCCAAAAUAUGGACAUGAGUAAACAGAGUAUAUUUACUUAUUUGUGCUCAUAGCACAGCAGCUGGUGGUUUUAUGGUCCAUCAUCCAUAACAUCCUUGUCAGGCUCAUUUCGGCCUCUUUCAAUGACAAUCUGUGCUCUGUGUUAAACGUUUGUUUUUUUUCUUACCGCUGUAUUCAGAUCGUCGCGGCCACUCAUUUCAAAGCGUUGGACUUCAGGUGGGCAGCCUGGUAACCACAUGCUUUUUUAUUUUAAGAAAGUGGAUGACUGUGCCUUCUUUGACCACAACACCUGUUUGCAACACUUCAACUGCUGUUUGAAUUUGGACCAACUUAUUUUAUUUUCUUUCUAUGGAGCAAACAUGGAA
This is a messenger RNA of Thalassophryne amazonica, 4771 nucleotides long. Its product is annotated as inactive rhomboid protein 2-like. Gene Ontology annotation, molecular function: serine-type endopeptidase activity. Gene Ontology annotation, biological process: regulation of epidermal growth factor receptor signaling pathway; regulation of protein secretion. The coding region runs from base 146 to 2653 and encodes 835 amino acids. Gene Ontology annotation, cellular component: endoplasmic reticulum membrane. The transcript has 18 exons. The record is from RefSeq and is a predicted model, not a curated record. Lineage: Eukaryota; Metazoa; Chordata; Actinopteri; Batrachoidiformes; Batrachoididae.